UUAAUGAUAAAGAACAUUCCAAAUAAGGUUGACCAAGAGAUGUUGAAACAAUAUAUUGAUGUGACUAAUAAGUAUACUUAUGAUUUUCUUUAUUUGAGAAUUGAUUUUUUGAAUCAUUGCAAUGUUGGAUAUGCGUUUAUUUCGUUUACAAAAGCUGAGCAUAUUAUUACGUUUGCUAAAGCGAGAGCAGGAAAUAAAUGGAACCGAUUUAAUUCCGAGAAGAUAUGUGAUAUUUCGUAUGCUAAUAUUCAAGGUAAAGAGAAGUUGAUUGAGAAAUUUCGAAAUUCAAGUGUUAUGAAUCAAGAACCUGGGUAUAGACCGAAACUUUAUUAUACAGAGGGAAGAUUGAAGGGAGAAGAAGAGGAGUUUCCGGGGCCCAAUAACAUUGACAAGCAUAUUCGAUCGUUGGCUAAUAUUGAA
Messenger RNA from Ascoidea rubescens DSM 1968, 420 nucleotides. RefSeq lists its product as uncharacterized. The annotation marks the transcript as partial. Gene Ontology annotation, molecular function: nucleic acid binding. NCBI's taxonomy places the organism in Eukaryota, Fungi, Ascomycota, Saccharomycetes, Ascoideales, Ascoideaceae. The record is from RefSeq and is a predicted model, not a curated record. The transcript has 3 exons.